AUGAGGUUUCAAUUACGGGCGGCAGGCGUCCUCGGUCUACUAGCAGGAGCGACACGGGCUAUUCAAGUCGAUUUCAGCAGUGAUGGUAGGGUCACUCAACACCUGUCAAAAUCAAAGACUAACUCCAAGCCAGACUCCAUCAAGUCAACAGCAAGCACAAUCGCUUUCGGCCUACUGAAAUACUACACAGGAAACAACACAGGAGAUGUGCCAGGAAACUUACCGGAUCCCUAUUUUUGGUGGGAAGCUGGUGCGAUGUUUGGGACCAUGGUAGACUACUGGUUCCUAACAGGAGACGAGACCUACAAUGCUGUGACGAUGCAAGCAUUACUGCACCAGGUCGGCGACGAUAGAGACUUCAUGCCACAGAACCAGACGAGGACGGAAGGAAACGACGACCAAGGUUUCUGGGCGAUGGCAGCCAUGUCAGCGGCUGAGAACAAAUUUCCAGACCCCCCAGCCGACCAACCCCAGUGGCUGGCCUUGGCUCAAGCAGUAUUUAAUGAAUAUGUCGAGCGAUGGGAUACGGCAACAUGUGGUGGAGGGCUGAGAUGGCAAAUUUUCACGUUCAACAAUGGCUUCAACUACAAGAACUCGAUCUCGAAUGGCUGCUUCUUCAACGUCGCUGCUCGGCUGGCAAGAUUCACGGGCAACCAGACAUAUGCUGACUGGGCGGAGAAGGUUUACGACUGGAUGUCAGACACGGGUCUGAUCACGUCGGAUUUCAAAGUCUUCGACGGCGCAGGUGUUGAAAAGGGCUGCCAGGACAUUGAUCAAGCACAGUGGACCUACAACGCAGGCAUUUUCCUGCACGGGUCUGCCGUCAUGUACAAUUUCACAGGGGGCAACGCAACUUGGAAGCAGCGAACUCAAGGCCUGCUAGACCAGACAUCGUCUUUCCAUUUUGAAAACGGUAUCAUGGUGGAGAAACCUUGCGAGGACGGAGGUUUCUGCGACAUCGAUCAGCAAAGCUUCAAGGCAUAUCUACUUCGCUGGUUAGCUGGCACGACGCAGAUGGCGGACUUCACCUUCGACACAAUCAUGCCGCUCCUCAAGUCCACCGCCGAUGCGGCCGCAAAGCAGUGCACCGGCUCACCGUCAGCCGCCGAGUUCAAGGGCAAACCCGGCACCGCAUGCGGCUUCCAGUGGACCAAAAGCCCCCAGUUCGACAACCUGGUCGGCGUUGGCGAGCAGCAGAGCGCGCUGGCCGCCGUCAUGUACAACCUGGUCCAGAAGACGACACAGUCCGGCAAGGCCCCCGUCACAGCCGACACGGGCGGCACCUCCCAGGGCAACGUCAACGCCGGCGCGUCCAUGCAAGACAAGACGCCCAACAGGCUGGAGCCCAUCACCACGACCCAGAAGGUUGCGGCUGGGUUCGUCACAACAGCUAUUGCGCUGAGUGUCAUGGGCGGGUGCUUCUUUAUGAUCAAAUAA
Messenger RNA from Neoarthrinium moseri, 1437 nucleotides. RefSeq lists its product as uncharacterized. Bases 1 to 1437 code for a protein of 478 amino acids. Gene Ontology annotation, biological process: fungal-type cell wall biogenesis; carbohydrate catabolic process. The record is from RefSeq and is a predicted model, not a curated record. Gene Ontology annotation, molecular function: mannan endo-1,6-alpha-mannosidase activity. Lineage: Eukaryota; Fungi; Ascomycota; Sordariomycetes; Amphisphaeriales; Apiosporaceae. The transcript has a single exon.